Molecule: messenger RNA, 3852 nt
Organism: Nothobranchius furzeri (turquoise killifish)
Lineage: Eukaryota; Metazoa; Chordata; Actinopteri; Cyprinodontiformes; Nothobranchiidae
Gene: sema3d
Product: sema domain, immunoglobulin domain (Ig), short basic domain, secreted, (semaphorin) 3D
Biological process (GO): negative chemotaxis; positive regulation of cell migration; semaphorin-plexin signaling pathway
Cellular component (GO): plasma membrane
Molecular function (GO): chemorepellent activity; semaphorin receptor binding
Source: RefSeq, a predicted model, not a curated record
CCAGCUGCCACACAAUAACCCAUCUAUCCACAACACACACACGCACCAUGGUCUGAGAGUUAAAGAAGAGUGCCUGUUUCUCUAGAACUAACAAACAGAGGAGUGGAACCCGUCUCGCCUUCUUACUGAAGCCGUUCUAGCAUUAUACCCCUGUUUGGUUUUUUCACUUAUUUUCAAGUGCAUCAAGGAACUCUCAUGAAGGGAAGAGACGUGCUCCUUUGAGCGCCGCAGGUUCUGUUGCACGUGAAGACAAGAAGUUGAGCACACGAGCAGGUUUGAGAGAAGAGUGGAAACAGAACAAGGCUACUACACACAACCAUGAAGACAGAAGAGUCUGGUAAUCAGAGCUGGAAAAGAGCUGGAGAUCUGUUCUGCUUGCCUGGCAGUGAUUAUGACGGUAAAGGAAGAAGGACUCUGGUUCUGUCCCAUCCAGUGGUCUCAUUAGUGGGGCUGAUUUUGUUGGCCAGCCUCCCUUUUGGAGCAAGCAUCAAACAGAGCGUCCCCAGGGUCAAACUCAGCUACAAAGAAUUGCAGCAGGCUGGCAGCGUGUCUCUGUUUCCGAGCCCAGCCGAUGGCCUGCACUCCCACUCGCUGCUGUUGGACGAGGAGAGAGGACGUCUUUUGUUGGGAGCCAGGGAUCACAUCUAUCUGCUUGACCCUAACAAUCUGGCCAAAGCUCCUAGAAAGAUCCACUGGCCUGCUUCAAGGGACAGAGUUGAGGCUUGUAAACUGGCUGGCAAAAAUCCAAACUUGGAAUGUGCUAAUUUUAUCCGAGUCCUCCACAAUUACAACCGAACACAUGUCUAUGCCUGUGGGACCGGCGCCUUCCACCCCACCUGUGCUUUCGUUCAACUCGCUGGCCACAAAGAGGAUAUGGUGUUCCAGCUGCUGUCUGAUACGGUGGAGUCUGGCAGGUUGAAAUGUCCUUUUGAUCCCUUGCAGCCGUUCUCCUCAGUCCUCACGGAUGAGUACCUGUAUGCCGGGACAUCUUCAGACUUCCUGGGGAAGGACUCUACGUUCACACGCUCCCUAGGACCUCCGCCUGACCAGCACUACAUUCGCACAGACAUCUCCGAAGAUUACUGGAUCAACGAGGCCAAGUUCAUUUCUGCUCACCCCAUCGCCGACACGUACAAUCCAGAUGAUGAUAAGAUAUACCUUUUCUUCCACGAGGCGUCGUGGGAGGGCAACGACAAGAGCAUCCUCUCCCGAGUGGCUCGUGUGUGCAAGAAUGAUGUUGGUGGACGCAGGAGUCUGACCAAUAAAUGGACAACCUUCCUCAAAGCCAGGCUAGUGUGUUCUAUUCCCGGACCAGAUGGUGUGAACACGCACUUUGACGAGCUCCAGGACAUCUUCCUGCUCCCUACCACAGAUGACAAAAACCCUGUUGUGUAUGCAGUCUUCACAACUUCCAGCUCCAUUUUCCGUGGCUCAGCAGUGUGUGUCUACAGCAUGGCAGACAUUAGGGCUGUGUUUAAUGGACCCUACGCUCACAAAGAGGGGCCUGACCACAGAUGGGUCGAAUAUGAUGGAAGAAUACCUUAUCCUCGCCCUGGAACGUGCCCCAGUAAAACUUAUGAUCCAAGAAUCACGUCCACCAAAGACUUCCCAGACGAUGUCAUCAGCUUCAUUCGAUUCCACCCUCUGAUGCACCGCUCUGUGCACCCCCUGACUGGCCGUCCCGUCUUCACACGCGUCAGAGUGGAUUAUACCCUGACCCACAUUGUGGUGGACAAAGUAAUGGCAGAUGAUGGACAAUAUGAGGUUAUGUUUCUGGGGACAGAUGCUGGCUCAGUUCUGAAGGUGGUGAGCAUCACUCAAGAGAACUGGUCCACAGAGGAAGUAAUUCUGGAGGAGCUUCAGGUUUUCCAGGUUUCUUCCCCUAUCCUCACUCUGGAGAUUUCUUCCAAACAGCAGCAGCUGUAUGUGGGAUCCAGAGAAGGAUUAGCUCAGGUCUCUCUCAGCAGAUGUCACCUGCACGGUCAAGCCUGUGCUGAAUGCUGUCUGGCCCGCGAUCCAUACUGUGGCUGGGAUGGACACACAUGCUCACGAUACAUCCCUGCCUCUAAGAGGCGAGCCAGAAGACAGGACAUUAAACGAGGUGAUCCUGCUAUUCUGUGCUGGGGGACAGAAAACAGUCUUGGUGGAGGUCAAGUGGAGGAGAAGGUUCUCUUCGGAGUUCAGAACAACUCCACCUUCCUUGAAUGUGUCCCCAAAUCUCCACAAGCCCAAAUCCGAUGGUACGUCCAAAAUCCUGGAUCUGAACAUAGGGACGAGGUAAAACUGGAUGAACGUGUUGUCCACACAGACCGAGGUCUCCUGAUUCGCUACCUUCAACCUUCCGAUGUCGGUUUAUAUGUCUGUGUAGCACAGGAGCACUCACACUUCACCUACACUCUCCUCCAUCUCAAGCUACAGCUUAUCACACAUGGACAAUUGGACAAAAACCCCAAAGUUAAAGAGGACGCAGUUGUGGAGUCACGCAACGCAGCAGAGACACAUCAGCGCUACAAACACUACCUAACAGCAAUGCGCUCUCCCUUCCACUCUCUUGAAGAGUACUGUGAUUCACUGUGGCUGGAUAAGAGGUCAUCAAGGGUGAGGGGGAGAGGUUUGGGCAUCAGCAAGUGGAAACACAUGCAGGAAAUGAAAAAGAGCAGAAACAGGAGACAUCACAGAGACAGAGGGGAAGGUGGAGGAAGAAAGGGCCAGACGAGGGUGGUGAGGACAGCAGAGUGAGAUGGGCAUUUAUCACGUUAAGUGAUGAGACACAAAACUGUAAAGCUACAUUUUGCAUGUCUUGUUUCAUUGCAAGGACAGCAAUUUCACUGAUUUCUAAACACUCAAGCAGGUGAAUGUAGAGUUUGUAUUUUUGGUUAGAAAACAUUUCUUUAGUUAGAAAAUCAGUUAAAAUAUUCUGUUCUAAUUAUUUGGGAACAUUCCAAAGAGCUUCUGCUUUGAAUGACUUUGAAAUAUUGACGAAGAAAGAAAAAUGUACCAAAAGGAAAAAAAAAAACAUUACAUUUUGCAGCGCCUGACCUUUCUGAAUGGAUUUGUUUGAUCCAGAUUACUAAAGUUAUCAGUGAUAGCUUGAUAAUAUUAAAAAUGUGGUUGAAUUUGUGAAACUGGAAACAAUAAAAACAUCACGCAUUGCUCAUAGUGAAGUCUUUGCAAUAAUGUCAAAUGAUUGUAAAUAUUUAUGUACAGGAGAUACAGCAUGCUUAUUUUGGCACAUUACCAAAUAUUAUGUCUAGAGAUAAAGUAUGUGUUUUUAAAACAUAUUGUUGUGUUUUUGUACAAUUUCUCUUCACUCUAAUUUUGAUUAAUGUUGUCACAUAUCAGCAUUUAUGGAAGUUAUUUAAAUAAAACUUGUAACAGAACUUGUGUCAUAGAAAAAAGUUUUGUUUACUGUGGUGCAUCUAAUGCUCCAGUUUCUACAGGACUUGCAUGAUUUCAUCCUCAGAACAUAUCUUGCAAAUAAAAAACUAAAUAGCUGAUUGAAUUUAGGGGCAGAACAAUAAAGUUUUAAAUAAAAGAAUGCUGCGAAGGCAUCAUUGUCAGAGGAGUGAGGAUAAACAUUUUCUAAGCAAACGUCCCAGAUCUAUUUUUAUAUUUCGACUUACAUAACAAUGCAAAUCUUACAGAGUGCACUCAUGUAUAAAUAUAACAAAAACUGUGUGCAAAACAAUGUUACAAUCACAAUAGCUUGAGUGAUGUGAAACAUUUACCUCUUGUGUUUAGUUUCGAGUAUGAUGGAAAUGUGCCUCAACACCAUCUCCAAUGAUUCCAUCUCUCUGCAAGCAAAUGUCAUCCCUCUUCUUGUAACAAAGACAAUAAAUAUUUUAGAUUCUU